Messenger RNA from Dioszegia hungarica, 1284 nucleotides. RefSeq lists its product as uncharacterized. The transcript has 6 exons. The record is from RefSeq and is a predicted model, not a curated record. The coding region runs from base 1 to 1284 and encodes 427 amino acids. Lineage: Eukaryota; Fungi; Basidiomycota; Tremellomycetes; Tremellales; Bulleribasidiaceae.
AUGUCCUCCGAAACUGCCCCUCUCCUUCCUCUUCCUCCCACCCUCCCAUUCGCCAUCACGGUAUACGAUUCCCAGCUCUCCCACCCUGAACGGACCGACCACUCCCCUCCUUAUUUCCGCGACUCCCCCCUUCGGCUCAUCGGCUUCGACCUCGGUGUCGUCCUCCGCCAUGCGCUCCAAAUCCCCAAUAUCUUCCUCCCGGUGUCCCCGCGCUCCGAUAUUGGGUUCACGGGCGUCAUCUCUCAGGUGGUCUUCACGGUCGUCUCGCUCGGAUUGACGGGCUUGGCGGUGUCCUCACUCGUCGCGGGGCUACCUACGCCGAUUUUGGCGGCGGUGGUACUGGCGGUGACUAUGAUGGUGAUGAGCAGGCUGCAGGGGCAGGUUAAGAUGGAUCAUGAUAUGGAGGACAAGUACGCGGAUGAGGCUUGGUUAUUUGUCAACGGCAUAGCCACCUCCGCUUCCGGCCUCCAGCUCAUCCUCACCCGCCUGAACGUCCUCUUCGGCCGACGCGUCACCGGGAUCCACAACAAGACAUUUGGGAUAUGGUGGGACCUGGUCGAGUGUCUGCUGCAGCGGGACUUUAUGUGGGCGACGGCGGAUGUGCGGGUGGGGUACGAGACGAUCUGCCAGCACAUCCGGAAUCCAGCCAAGAAGAAGGUCGUCCUCAUGGCGCAUAGUCAAGGAGGGAUUAUCAUGUCCGCAUGGGUCGACCAACUCCUCUCCGACUUCCCCGCCGACGCGCUCCGCAAGAUCGAGAUCUACACGUUCGCAUCGGCCGCUAAUCACUUUAGCGUCCCUUCCUCCCCUGUCUAUCCCGGCGCAGAAGCAGACGCCAUCACGGCCGAUGCGGAAGCGGCCAGUGCGGGGACGGGGACGGCAACGGCAACGGCGCAUACGGAAUCGACCGGGACUGGAUCGAGGCAGAUUGGGCGGCGGUUCGUUUUUGGGGUCGUGGAGCAUUUUGUCAAUACAAAGGAUUAUGUGUCUCUUAUCGGUCUUAUCGAAUUCGCACCUCACCCACCCGCCACCACCGUCCCGGGCGUCUUACCCGCCCAAGCCGCCGAAGGCCGAUUUGCAGGCCGCAUCUUCCGCCGGGAAGGGCAUACCGGACAUCUCCUCGUUGCGCACUACCUGAAAGAGGGAGACUGUAUACUCGACUACCCCGCGGUCAGGCAGUACAGCCAGCUCACCAAGUACCUCGGCGGUCGGCGGGCCGAGGUGGAGGAUCGGUAUUGGAAAGCGACGGUCGUUACUCAGCCGACAGCUACCCCUCCGGCGGUCUGA